This is a messenger RNA of Anolis sagrei ordinatus, 3915 nucleotides long. RefSeq names its product myeloid associated differentiation marker (gene MYADM). Gene Ontology annotation, cellular component: membrane. The record is from RefSeq and is a predicted model, not a curated record. Lineage: Eukaryota; Metazoa; Chordata; Lepidosauria; Squamata; Anolidae.
GCCCAGCCUUCUCCUUCUCCCUCCCUUCUUCGGCCCCAGGAUUGCACACCCACUUUGCCAAGCAGGACCACACCUUCCUCCCCUUCCCAGCCUCAGGCAGCCUCUCUCCACGGGACGGAGCUGAGCAUCCCUUUCGGUGGGUCUUCUUUCCAAGCUGUUGCCUUGAAAAUAUUUCUACAAUGCCGGUAACCCGCUCAAAGUCGUCGUUCAAUACUAAUGCCCUGACUUCUCAACUGGGUAUCAUCCGCCUGUUGGAAGCUAUUUUCACAUGUGUCACCUUCAGCUUGGUGGUCCACCGCAGUGCCUGGUAUGGGCGUAAUGGCGACUGGUGCAUGUUCUCGUGGUGCAUUUGCUUCGCCAUCACCAUUGUCAUCUUGGUGGUGGAAGUUGUUGGCCUUCAGCACCGCAUGCCAGUCUCCUGGAAAAACUUCCCCAUCACGUUCGCCAUGUAUGCCACCUUGGUGUGCCUCUCCGCUUCCAUCAUCUACCCAGUAACCUUCAUCCAGAGCCAAAGCCUUCCCCGUGAAGAGCGAGGAUACCGCAUUGCUGCCACAGUAUUCUCUUGCCUCGCCUUCUUGGCUUACUCUACAGAGGUUACCUUAACCAAAGCCAAACCAGGAGAAGUCACUGGCUAUAUGGCCACUGUUCCCGGCCUGCUUAAGGUGGUGGAGACCUUCAUUGCUUGUAUCAUCUUUGUCUUCAUCAGUGAUCCGGUUUCCUACGAUCACCCAGAGGCUCUUCAGUGGUGCAUGGCUGUCUACUGCAUUUGUUUCAUCCUGUCGUUGGUGGUCAUCAUUCUCUGCAUUGGCGAAUGCACCGGCUGGCUGCCCUGUCCGUUCAACAAGUUCCUGAGUGGCUACACUCUUCUGGCUGUGCUCAUGUAUGCAACAGCCACCAUCAUCUGGCCCAUCUACAAGUUCGACCGGAAGCAUGGGGGAACACCCUCCCGGCCAGGUUUCUGUAGAACAUCUUCGUUCUGCUACUGGGACAAGUUUGUUGCCAUCGCCGUCCUGACAGCUGUCAAUCUGCUGGUUUAUCUUGCUGACUUGGUGUAUUCUGCACGGCUGAUCUUCAUCCAAGAAUAGAUGGCUGGUGGCAUCAAGAGUCAGGGCAGAGAAGGUCAAGGGGGAGGAAAGAAGAAAACUUGGGGAGGAGAAUAGCAAAGGAUGGAGAAAGAAGUUGUAUCCUGCUUUCUCCAUCUCUUUCUGUGCUCCUCUCUUUUUCUUCCUUACUAUGAUCCUUCAUGCUCUUGUUUCUGCCAUUUCCCCUUCUCUUUUUGUACAUUCCCCCCCCCCCUUGUCAUCCCUUUUUCAUGCCACAUCUCAUGCUUUUAGCUUGUUGUGCACUUAGCAUUUUCCCAUCACACACCAGAGGUUUGCAUGAGGGCUCUUUCCCUGUACGUAUGUAUUGCCCUCCACUGUUUUUGGAUUCACCUGUGCCUUCUUGUGUUUUACCAAAAAUUGCGUAACUAUCUGGGAACUUCAUAAUUUGGGAUAUGUUGCAGGUAGGGGAACAGAAACACAAGGUUCAAAUUGACCAUGCUCCUGGGACUGCUAUUCUUGAAUGAAGGGGAGCCUCACAAUAUUUCAUUUCCUACAACUUUGCAUAUUUGGACAUUUUCUAAAUCUGCCUUACACAAACGUUUCUAAGUUCAUAGAAGUUAUUUCCCUUCCAUUGUAUAUAUGUUGCUUCAGUAUUCCUAUUUUUCCAUCACUUUUUGCCAUUUGUGAUAAUUCUGUGCUGAGGCCACUGGGUUCUUCACUUAGAGAACAUAGAUAGAGGACUUAUUCAUAUAUGUUAGGGAUAGGAGACCCUAAAUUGGGCUCAGAGGUCAUAAGAGAGUGCCAGAUCCGUAUUCUGGUAAGAAAAGUUUAGAGAACUCCCUUUUAAUGAAGAGUUUUGCCUGGCAGUAGAACCUUAAAAGCAAUGAGAAGAUCUUCUCACUUUGCAGAAGCAGAGUGUUUAUUUCAAGGCAUUAUUGAAUGUAUUGUCAGCCCUUAAUGAAUGUAGAGUUCUGCCAUUCAUACAAAUACAAUGAGGUCAUUUUCUCCUGGGCAAAUGCCAUUGGAAUGAACAGAACAUGAAAAGUCAUUCCUGCUUAAAUAGAGAUCAGAAUCAACUCAUUCACAUUUCACUAUCAAUUAGCUGAAAAAGGAAAGCUGCAUAAUUCCCAAAGUGGGUAACAUGGCCAUUGUAGUCUUGAAGGGUGAGUUCACUCUUCUGUAGUUUCCAUUUGAGAGUAGCUUCCAAUUAGAUUUAGAUAAUAAACAGGACUUAGUUGAAAGAAAGGAAAAAACACCCUGAAGUGAUUAUUGGAUUUUGUUGGGCUCAAAAAAAAAUGAUUCAACCAUAAAUAUAGCAGAGUGCUAGAAGCAGACUUCACAAUCAGCAGAAACUUAUAUGUGGUGAGUCAGGAUUACCUUCUAUUCAGCAGGAUGGAACAGGAUUGCAGAGUCACAAUUUUAGGUUCAAAAUAUUUAAGUAAAAAAGAAAACAGUUCUAGAUAGAAAUGGUUUUUAAGCUAACUCGCUUACUAAGUUCAUUUUCUAAGGAAGGUAAAAGAAUAAAAUAUCAAAAGUAUCCAUGCAGCUACACUUUGCCUGGAGAAAGGCAAAAUGCUUCCUUACUGGAAAAGAGACAAAGGUAGAAUACAUCAUUAUACUAGAGAAUGGAUCUACUUUAAUUCCGGAUUCUGCCUCCAGCAGAAUUCUGAGGUUUGUAGUUUAGGGAUGAGUGUUUAACAGCCUUACUAAACUACAAACCCCAGAAUUCUGCAGGAGGCAGAAACUGGAUUUAAAGUAAUUCAUUCUCUAGUGUGAUGAAGUAGAGAGAGAGAAGGGAGAAAUGGAGAAUGACUACAUUGCCAAAACCCAGGGCAACAAAAAUACCUUUAAAGAGGAAGUUACCUCAUGCCUUACAGAGAUUCCAUUGCUACAUUCUCAAAGAGGGGAGGAGAUAGUGUCAAGCAAGAAGAAUAAGGCAAAGCCCCUUCUGGGAAAAGCAUGCAUAGGAAUGUGAAGAAAGGAAUCCCUCACUCUAAUCCUAUAUCUAAGGAUACUAGAUAUAUCUAGAUAUAUCCUAUAUAUAAGCUACUCAUUGAGGACUGGAGACUUGUACAGUCCAGGGAAGAAACCCAAUAGAUUUAGCCAAUAAAGCAACCAUUGCCAUGCUGAAAAAUAGCAUGGAAGCUGCACCUUCCGCAGUUAUUUACCAAAGGAUUAAAAAUAUGUAAAAUGCCUCAUACCAAAAAGCAGUAUUGUUUAUGGACAACCAAUCUUGCCUUUCAUUUUUUAUACUGAAUAUAAAAAUAAAGGUGCCUGCCAUGUAUGUCUUUGAGACAUCAGCUUUAAUUUUGUCUCGGUGAAGGAAAAUAGCAUUAUUGAAAUGUUUGUGUUCACUGAAGUGUUACAUGUGUAAUUUUGGCCUAUUUUGUGUCGCCGGUUCAGCAAAAGCAAACAGACUGCCCCUGGGAGAGAAUUGAGAGUAGUCUUGGCGCUCCCCAGGUGUGUUUGGUUACAGUUCCCAUGAGCCUGCAUGGCUGUGAUCUUAUGGGAGUUGUAGUCCGGCAGUUCUGGAGGACACCUGGCUAGGAAAGGCUAAUGUAGACAAUGUUUGUUCUUUGCAUUGUGGCCAUGACGACAACGACGUUCUCUUCUUAUCAGUUCAGCACUAGGCUUUUAGUGUUAUGUUGUUUUAAGAAACAAAUUUAUCCUGCUGUUUCUCUGCCUUUGCCUUUUUUAUAUACUUCUGUGUGUUUUGUAGCUUAGGUAGAAAUAUGUAUAUGCCUUGCUCCCCACUUAUUGUUAACCCCAUCUCGCCUUAAUUGAGGUGCUGUUGUUUGUGACUAUCUUUUUUUAAAAAUAUGCAAAGAGAUAAAUAUGUGUGUACAAAAUAAAGAAGCAACAAUACCAUAAA